Stegastes partitus (bicolor damselfish) is the source of this 7637-nucleotide messenger RNA. RefSeq names its product Sad1 and UNC84 domain containing 1b (gene sun1b). Gene Ontology annotation, molecular function: protein-membrane adaptor activity. The record is from RefSeq and is a predicted model, not a curated record. The coding region runs from base 2871 to 5927 and encodes 1018 amino acids. The transcript is spliced from 22 exons. NCBI's taxonomy places the organism in Eukaryota, Metazoa, Chordata, Actinopteri, Pomacentridae. Gene Ontology annotation, cellular component: meiotic nuclear membrane microtubule tethering complex; nuclear envelope.
GAUGAGCUGAGCGGUUAGAGCCUUCACCCCGUGGGCAGAUACUUUCUCAAUGAUGCAAGCACAUUCAUCAUGUUACAUCUACACCUGGAUGAGACCCAGUCGCUCCGUCUGGGGGCCGAUUGGAAGAUCUGAUCCCACAGAACGAGUCUUAAAGCUCUAGUUAAAACAGGCGAGGGGAGGGAUGUUGUUUACUCGAAUGCUUAUUUGUAGAGCUAGCCUGAGCUUUAUUUAUCGAUUAGUGACUUUAUAAAAUAGUGUGUUUGGUCUGAUCAACAGUCUAAAACACAGUUCGCUUUCGGAGAGGCACUAUAAGUCUAACUACUGAUCACCUGAUGGUUUAACAGCCUGUACUGCAUCAGGUGUUUGGUUAUGAAGUCCGUCUGAUUCUUCAUGUGUCGUCCCUCGAUUGUGAUUGACGCCACGCUGCGUUCUGCCCGGUAAGCAACUAAUACAGCAAAACAUGAGCUGGUGAAAUGCAGAAUCACAUCAGAUUGUGCGUGUAGUUGUGAGAAAGUUUGGCUGUGCCCACUGAGUGUGGGAAGAGAAUCAAAGCUUUAGUGUUAUGUAAGGAGAGAUUCCAGGAAGCUGAAUGUCAGGAUGGAAGCGUCUUCUUUCUCUGUACUGUAUGUCUGUCUCUUCAUCUGUGUCUUCUUCACUCACUCCUGAAAGCACUGUGUCCGUCUCUAUUUAUAGCGCCGGUGUGGGCUGUGAGAGCGACACACGGAUCCGUUUGGAUCCGCAGAACGAGUGCAAAGAGUUUGCAAACUAAUUAACGACGUUUUGCAGCUUCUGAGGAGACAGGCUGAGAGUUUAACCGUCACUAGUUGGUAGAAACAGACCUUCAGCGGUGGCGGUGUUCAGAUGGAAAGCUAUGGGACGGCUCAUGAGUUGCCAGGUAGACUCGCGGGUUAUUUCAUGUUUGUGUUUGGCUGCAGGCUACGCAGACAGACUGGUGUGUUUUCUUUCUCACACACACCCUGCAACGCUGCUUCCACACCCCAGGCAGUCGCAUUACUAAUAAACCCCAGAUCAUCAUGUCCUGGGAUGAUGAACAGCGUUGUUUCUGUGCCAGGAUUAAACCUGGAAACAAGCGUUUGUAGUUUUGUCAGCUGUGCAGCUGCGUAUCGCUGCUGUGACGUUCGCUCUCGCUAUCCACUGGACGAACUGCUUUUAGGCUCAUGUGGCCUCCUGAAAUUACGUUUUCAUCAAAGUCUGAAGCAUUCAGAACACAUGAGCAACUCUGCAACGCCUUACAGCCGUUUGCAUUUCAAUUCUAACAACUGGUGCUGCGGAUGUCGUGGAAAAUGUUGUGUUGAGGGCUCCACCAGCGACUGGUCAUGCUGAUAUUCCACAUUUGCCCAGUAUUGGUGUCAUUAUUGCUUUUUAUAAAAAGCUUGAUGAUAAGUUGAUUUAGAAAUGUGCUGCUUUGACUCAAAAUCUGAUUAGUUCCAUGCCAUGAGUAGCAGCCGAUCAGUAGCUUGUAAAAAGGCAUCAAUUAAUUUAAAAACCAUAAGUUGUGUUAAUCUGUCACUAAAACACUCAAAUCUGCAGUUUGCUGCCUUCUGAAAUGAUUGAACCUGGUUCUACCGUAUAAUCUGGUAAAGCUGCAUGUUUGUGUUUGUUUCUCUUCAGGAUGUUAGUCUGCAGUUAUGUGAGCCCAGGAGGGUUUUUCUCUUCCACACAUACACACAUACAGGUGUUUAACAGUCGCACAGGUUUGUUUUGUCACGUGGUUUUACUCUGUCAUGGAUUUUCCGGCACACAUCGGUUUAUCGUGCAGCUCCUCGACGUCCGUUUGGUUCAUAUUUGUUGUGAUUUUGCUGACAAGUGGAGGCUUCAAGCUAAAACGCAGAUAUCUGAAGUAAACAGUCAGCGCAGACUCUGGUCUUAAGCAUGUCCUCAUGUCGUCCCUCCUUGGCAGUCGCGGUUCUGCUCUGGUCAUGUGUUGGAUGAGCAGGCGGGAGGCAGAGUGAGGACGAAAGCACAUAAUUGGCUCCCACUGAGAGCGUGUAAUCCUCGGGGUUUAAAGCCAGAGGGAAACAUGCAUGUUACAUGUAGAAAAGCAUGCACACACCACUCAUAUUGCUCAGCUGCUUGGCCACCGUUUGUCCCGGAUCACAUGCUGUGUGCAACGCUGUGCAGGGGUCACUGACUGGGAGCUCAAAGCAGCCAGUGAAGGACCCUCUUUUUCAAGAGCGUAACAGGAAGUUUAUUGCCUGUCCUCCAGUGACAGAUUAAAUCCAAAUGUCGACUCUGCAGACUUGCAGGAAAAACCUUGAAGAACCGUUGACUGCUGUGAGCACCACUGUUGUAAGUUAGAAGUAAAAGCAAAUCAGUUUUUGAAAAGAAACGCCUGUAAAAGAUUUCCCUGCUGAGGAAGAGGCCACGAUCCUUGUAUUUUUGGCAUCGUGUCUUGUUGACAGCAGCUAGGGAACAGUUAUAGCUUUACAAUGGCAGCAGUGAGUUGUGCAGUUGCUGCCCAGUUGCCUGUUGUUCAGUGUGCGCUCUGCCAGGUGGGUGUGGCCCCGUGAGUCAGUAAAACAUGGCACAGAACAUUCCUGGUGUGUUUCCACUUACGCUCGGCUUUGGGUUGCAGUGAGAAGAGCGGGUUUUUUUUUCUCUUCCAGCCUACUAGCAUACUUGGGGAUGUUUACUUGCUUUAUUUGUGCGUUUUUGCUUCCAGAGAGGCUCUGCGCCUAUUGUUGUGUCGUGUUUUCUCUCUCCCUUGUGAGUGAGUCACUUCCUGUCAGGAACGCUGCCAGUUGCAGGAAGCGGCAGCAUCGCAGCUCUAUGAAAGCUCCAGCUACUCCACAGCGGCCCUAGAGUUUGAGAAGGAGCACCAGAUCGCUCCCGUGUACGAGUCGCCCAGGAUGUCACGACGGAGCCUCCGUCUGCAGACCAGCGCCGGUCACUAUGGCAACGAGAGCCCGGCCGAUUACUCCCAGAACCACAGCAGCUCCUACUCCAGCACCAGGAAGGAGACACGGACGCAGCGCAGCAGAAAGCAACAGUCCACCUCCGGCUCUCUGUCUUUAUCCCUGAGCCAAGCCGCCACGCCGAGGAAGACCCUGUCCUUCUUGGCCGUCAGCACCCCGAUGACCAACAGCAGCAGCUUCCAGGAGAGCAGCGCAGCGUCCGAAGCCUCCCAGCUCACCUCCGCCCUGGACCAGUCCCAGCUGAGGCAUCGCACCACCAUUACCACCACCACCACCACCACCUCGGUGGACGGACACUGGGGCCACAGCUCCAGCCUCGGCUCGUCGAGCGUCAACGGCGACGCCAGCGUCUCCAAGUCCCACAGCUCGCGCGCCAACGGUUACAUCUGCAAAGACUGCUCUCUACACUCCCAGAAGACGGACUCCCACGUCACACGGUCUUCAUCUUCGUUAUUGUUGUCAUCGUCGUCGUCGUCAUCUCAAGCUGCCGAAGCCUCCGCCGACGUCCUCUCCUCCUCGUCAUCGUCGCCUCUCACCAGCAUAUACACCAGAGACCGGAGUCGGAGGAGCAAGACGGGUGUCCUGGUGUCAAUAUCUAACACGUGUAUGCGCUACAGCAAACAGGCCGCGGCCCCCAUAGUGUCCUUAGUCAGCCUGCUCUUCAACAGUGUGGUCUGGCUGGGCUCGAGGGCCAAGAGCCCUCCAGGAAAAGGUGUCCUCGUGUCGUUCAUGGACUCAGUGAGACAAGCGGCUUCUUCCAGUUUGUCCCAACUGAGGCUGUUUAAGCAGAACGCUCUCCACAGGAUGACGGGCUACAGAGCCGAUGGCUAUGAAGGACAAGCUCACUCGAGUUUCUGUGGAAGCAUGAAUGUGAAGGAUCUGGUGACUGAAGACGCAUCACAUCUUAAUCUCAAUGGUUCCCUGUGCGAUGACUGUAAAGGGAAGCAGUACUCUGAGACACACACCGUCCUCCUCACACAGUCCUCCAGGUCUCAGCGCCUGGUGGGGGCGCUGUGGGGCGCCCUAGUUUAUGCAGGUCACUGCCUCCUCCAGCCGGGUUACUGUGUGGUGAGAGCCGGCAGAGCGCUGGGCUCCGGGGUUGGGUCGUCAGCUCAGAGGCUGCUGUCUCUGCUCUGGAUGCUCCUGGCAGCUCCAGUGAAGGCAGGCCGCGGCCUUCUCUGGUUUCUGGCAUCAGGAUGGUACCGGCUGGUGUCGCUCAUGUCUCUGCUCAACGUCUUCUUCCUGACACGAUGCCUGCCCAAACUGUGGAAGCUCCUGUUGCUCCUUCUGCCCCUUUUGCUCCUCCUCGCUUUAUGGCUCUGGGGUCCGUCCACUGCUGCCCUGCUCGCCUACCUCCCGGCCAUAAACCUAACCGAGUGGCGUCCUGCGUCUCCUUUGACCUUCUUGUCCCGCAUGGUGCCGGUUCCUGCUUCUGUCCCUGCAGCAGAGCCUCCGGUGCAGCAGACUCCGGCCACCCCAGCGUCACAGGCACCGCCAAUGCUUCCUCCCGUGGCUGUCUCCGGCGUGGACUUGGAGCGUCUUGAACGCGUCGAGCGCCAGCUAGCUCUGCUGUGGGAGCAGGUCCGGCAGGGAGACGAGAAGCAGGAGCAGCGUCACGGGGACAUUUUGGGUCUGUACAGCACCCUGAGGGAUCAGCUCCACAGUCAGACCGACAGGGAGAGCCUGGGUCUGUGGGUGUCGUCCCUGCUGGAGCAGAGACUCGGCGUGCUGCGAGGAGAGCUGCAGCAGGACGACGCGCUCAGAGAGCAGAGAGCAGAGCAGCAGAAACAACACCAAGAGACUCAGGCAGCACGACUGGCUGGUUUAGAAGUGCUGCUCAGCGCUCUGGCAGCUAAGACAGAGGAGGUGCAGCAGAAGCAGCAGCAGUACGAACACGAGAAAGACGAACGGCAAAAAGAGGCUGAAGCUCCUCCAGCUGAUGCUGCUGCUGUCAGUGUGGGGGUGAAGCAGGAGGAGCAUGACGCUCUGCUGGCUGAGGUGCAGAGACUCGAGGCUGAGCUGAGUAAAGUCAGACAGGACCUGCAGGCCGUCGUGGGAUGUAAGGGCAAGUGUGAGCAGCUGGACACGCUGCAGGACACGAUAUCAGCCCAGGUGUCCUCCCAGGUGCGUAAAGAGUUGCAGGUUCUGUUCUUCGGCAGCGGCGGAUCUGGAGAGGAGCAGGAGCUGCCCGAGUCUCUGGUCCUCUGGUUGUCCCAGCGUUACGUGAGCACACCCGACCUGCAGGCGGCACUGGCCUCUCUGGAGCACAGCAUCCUGAGAAACAUAUCCCUGCAGCUGGAGCGCAGCCAGGCCCAGACGCUGGGUGAGGCCGAGAGCCAAGCCCAGACCAUUGUGAAGACGAUAACUGGGACUGUCCAGCACACCUCUGCUGCUGAAGGACUGACAGAGGAGCACGUGAAGCUGAUAGUCCAGAAUGCUCUGAAGCUCUACUCCCAGGAUCGCACCGGCCUGGUGGACUACGCCCUGGAGUCUGGAGGCGGCAGCAUCCUCAGCACACGCUGCUCCGAGACUUACGAGACCAAGACGGCCCUCAUGAGUCUGUUCGGACUGCCGCUCUGGUACUUCUCCCAGUCUCCACGCGUCGUCAUCCAGCCUGACGUGUAUCCAGGUAACUGCUGGGCCUUCAAGGGCUCUCAGGGCUACCUGGUGAUCCGGCUGUCGUUGAGGAUCCUGCCGACAUCCUUCUGUGUGGAGCACAUCCCCAAGAGCCUGUCCCCGACCGGAAACAUCACCAGCGCGCCUCGCAACUUCACCGUCUUUGGUCUCGAUGAUGAGUACCAGGAGGAGGGCAAGCUGCUGGGACACUACAUAUACCAGGAGGACGGGGAGUCGCUGCAAACCUUCCCUGUUCAGGAGCAGAACGACAAGGCCUUCCAGAUCAUCGAGGUGCGAGUGCUGUCCAACUGGGGCCACCCAGAAUACACCUGCAUGUACCGCUUCCGAGUCCACGGAGAGCCUCGGCCUCAGUGACCCAGCCGGCUCCAGACACGCUCGGAUACGACAUAUCGCCCUCUCUGUACAUAGCGCUCGCCAACUUCUUUGAACCCAGCGGGACUCGGCAGGACUUUGUGGACGUUUUUGUAUGAAAGACAUGAAGACACAGGAGUUGCAGAUUGUUAAAGUAACGUGGCGAGACUGAACCACCGUGAGCGUGUGUUUUUGUAUUAUUGAAAGAAUCAAAGGAAAGUCUGAAUCAGGGCUGUCGAGGAUUGUUGAAGAGAACCAAGGAAGAAGCAGAAAGUCCCAGUCCCCUUUUCAUCAAAGGCCUCUUGCACUGAAUCAGCCCACGAGGGCGCCAGGUUCCCCCUGAUCCCCCUCUUGGCACCUUCCACUUCUACAGGAAGGUGGACACUUGAAAUGGGGGUCGCAGACUCAUCUCCACCAUUUCUUCACACACUGUAUCUCAGUCUGGUUAGGUUUUGUUUGUAAUCAUCUGUAUUUAAUGUGUUGUUUUUUUUUACCUUUUCCAAAUAGAGUGUUCUAUUUUCAGGAUCCAGACCACUGCACCUUUGCCUGAGACGCUGUCCAGGCACGUCGCUCCCUCUUGUUGUUCUCAAGUCUGUUGACUGAUGACUUCAGCUGAACUGUUUGAGCAGUCUGCAGGUCAGCCCUCACCGCGGGUGAACAGUGGACAUGUUGAUUCACUACAUUCUAGGCUUGGCUUUAUGCUUUCACACAGCCAUAACUGAGACUAUUUUGUAUUUUUGUUUUUUUUUUUGGAACUGAACACGCUGCCUAUGGACAAGCUCUGAAUGUUUUCCCACGUGGAGGCUUGAUGCAAGUUUCCUUUAACUACACAGAAACACUAUAAAACCACUGACCUGAGCUCCAUGUGACUCAAGUAUUAGGAAGCUCUUCACUAUGUACAUUAGACAAGAUAUGUGUCUGAUUAUGUUUGGACUCCGGGAUUAAUGCUAGCAUGCCACUCUUCCUGAACCGUACUCUAAACCUUUACAUGCACCGUGGAUUUAGGAGAGCGUGUGUCCUCUCCGAAAGCUGAAUAUUAUAACUACUCCUUAGACAAGAGUGUGCUUUUUUUUUUUUUUUUGUUCUGUUUCUAUCAAGACAAGAUUCUGUGUCCCUUUAGCUCAGUUAAACGUCCUCCUCACACGGACUCCCACUACUCUGAAACCCCGAAGGAAUGUAAUCUGUAUAUUUCAUUGUUGAUAGUUGGUCCUUUAUAAUAUCUACUUUUAUCAGUGUUGCUUUAUAAAAAAAAAAUCACCCUGUCAUUAUUAUUAUUAUUGUAUUACUAUUAUUUUUACUGUUGCUCGUCGUGUUUUGCUUUUUUUCCGGUUUCGUUUUGGGGCUUUUGUUGGUUUUAUCGGAGGAUGCACUGCAGCAACUUGUUAGACAAAAGUUUUAACACGGGUCGUCAUAAUUAGUUUGAAAACGGGGAUGUGUCGUCGAUUUUGGUUGCAAAUAUGGGUAAGUCUAAAAUGUUAUGUGUAAAAAAUGUUUUGUUCACAAUCUUAUUUAUUAACGAGUCAAUUAGUGGCUGCAAGAAAUGAGUUACAGCAAAUGUAUAUUUUGUCAUAAGCUGUUCAGUGCAUUUUGGAACCAUCUUGGGACUUUUUUUUAAGAUAAAUGGCUAUUUUUGUUCAGUCAUGAGAUGACUUAACUGCUUUGGAAUAUAUUCCAAUAAAGACUUUAAUUUUGAUGAAAUUCUUUGAAUAACAA